Saxophila tyrrhenica is the source of this 294-nucleotide messenger RNA. RefSeq lists its product as uncharacterized. Lineage: Eukaryota; Fungi; Ascomycota; Dothideomycetes; Mycosphaerellales; Extremaceae. The transcript has a single exon. The record is from RefSeq and is a predicted model, not a curated record. Bases 1 to 294 code for a protein of 97 amino acids.
AUGGAGAGCGGAACUCGCAGCUUGCUCUCGGCAAGCGUAGACCGCAUCGCCGACGACGUCUCGUCUGGACCUGAUGAGCCAGACACGAGCAGGAAAGACUCGGCUCACAGCUUGAGCGACACAGAUCUGAUGAAGUCGGCGCCAAAGAAGAAGGCGACCGUAAAGGAGUCUCUCGUGGUCGUGUUCAACUUCGACGAUCCCGCUAACCUGGCGAGGGCGAUUGGGGACACAAGAAGGCUCCAGGGGUUGCUCGGCCAAGCCGAACGAGGAGGUACGAGCGAUGGGACGUCAUGA